Messenger RNA from Necator americanus (New World hookworm), 3069 nucleotides. RefSeq lists its product as uncharacterized. Gene Ontology annotation, biological process: DNA repair. Lineage: Eukaryota; Metazoa; Nematoda; Chromadorea; Rhabditida; Ancylostomatidae. The transcript is spliced from 32 exons. Gene Ontology annotation, molecular function: ATP binding; ATP-dependent chromatin remodeler activity. Bases 1 to 3069 code for a protein of 1022 amino acids. Gene Ontology annotation, cellular component: nucleus. The record is from RefSeq and is a predicted model, not a curated record.
AUGUCAACUUCGAGGUCCUUCCGCGAUUUUAGAGAUAAGUCGGGAUUUGAAUAUUUGAGCGAUGACGGCGAAUCUGUUGGCUCACAUUCAUCUCAUCAUUCAGACGACGCUGCCAAGGCUAGCGAUGAUGAAGUCGUGGAAUGUUCGCCUCGUUCUAGCAAAGAAUCAGUUGCUGAGGGCAAUGAGUCAGACAUCGCCGGAAGUGACAUUUCGGAAGGGUUUGCGGUUCCCAACGUGAGGGAGCUUCCAUUUACCUCUACUCCACGUGCUGAAUCGGCUCCUAGGGCGCCGUCCUGGACCCAUGAAGCGUUGUCGCCUCUUAGGUAUACUUCGGGGAAAAAAUCGAAUCCGGAUCGUAGUCGUUCCUUUAUAGCUUCAGACGAUUCUCUAGCAGCAUUGUCGCCCUAUUCCUCCAAUCUUGCAGCCGAUCCAAAUCAACAGGGCAAAUUAAGGGAUCGUCUGUUGCGUAAAUCUGUGAGCAGAAAGCAUCAAACAGAGGUGUCAGAACGACCAAGACCUACUCGGAUUGAUGCAGGAGAUGGCCAAUUAGACCCCGUUUCCAUACCGACGAACUCGAAGGAUAUGACACCAUCGAUAAGCGAAGUUAUCGAAGAGAGUGUUGCAAACCUUGCCCUCUCGGAUCUCGACGACGACAUCAUUGUGUUGGAUAGCGAUACGGAAGACGUCCAUGUAUCACGAAAGGAAAAGGCUGCGGACAAAGAUUCACGAGAUGUCAGCGCCGGAAAUAUCAAACCAGUGAAUCCUCAGCUUGAGCCAGAACUCAUCACGAUAGAGUCGAGUAGUGAUGAAGAAAAACGUUCUGCUGACAAGGACGCACUGUCUCCCUCGCUGUCUCCUCAAGUGAUUCGACAGGUCACACCAUUAGAGAAGGGCACAUCAAAGUUCAAAGGAGAAUCCAUCUCAUCCUUGGAGAACAGGCUGAAGACUGCUCGUAAUCUGCUUUCAAGAGGUCUUUCUCUUCCGGAUGGUGGUCAGCUGCUGCGCAAACAGAUUGCGGAUAUUGAAAUAGAACUUGAAAGAAGGAAAAAUGCAUCCCCCGAAGACAGAGAUAUAAUCGUGGAUAAAGUCGUUGAUGCGGUUGACCAGUUCCUACACAUUAAUCCUGAACAAUUCAAUAAAAGGCCUCGAAAAGCUCAACGCCCCUUUGCUCGCGGAAUCCAAGAAAAAGCUUUGGAAGAGUUGCACAAAGCACUGUUAUCACAGCCUGACCAGAACCAAUUGGCAGAGUCGCCGGAAGGUCUCACAUGUCCGUUGAAAGAACAUCAGCAAUCGGGUUUAUCCUGGUUGCGUUGGAGAGAAUCUUUCGCCCCCGGUGGAGGGAUUUUGGCAGAUGAAAUGGGACUUGGAAAAACGCUAUGUAUGAUUUCUUUAAUUGUCGCUGCGAAAGCUGAACGAAAGUUGCGACGAAAAGAAGGACGAGAUGAAAAGGACAGGGAGAGGAAGCAAAAGAUCAAAGCUAGAGGACUUGUGCCGUCAAACGCAACUCUAAUCGUGGCACCUGCUGCUUUAAUAUAUCAUUGGGAAUCCGAAAUUAAACAACGAUGCGAAGAAGGGCUGCUCAGAACAUUGAUCUAUCACUCUAACAACAGGAAGAAAUUGUGUUCAAAUACCAUAGCUCGUGCUGACGUCGUUAUCACCACGUACACGCUACUAGCAAAUGAAGUAGAAAAGGGAUAUAAGAAGGAACGAGCUCGUCCACGAAGCCCUUCAGAGAAAUGCAGCCCUCUUGAAGAGGUGCACUGGGCCAGAAUUAUUCUAGAUGAAGCUCAUCAGAUAAAAAACAAAUCGACGAAGACUUCGAGGGCGGUAUGCAGACUUGAGGCAGACGCGCGAUGGUGUGUGACUGGUACACCUCUACACAAUAACUUGUGGGACCUAUAUUCGCUAAUGAGGUUCUUGAAAGUCGAAUAUUUUGGUGAAGAAAAGUACUGGAAAGAUUAUGUUGCAAAUUCUACAAAGAAGUCUGCAGAUCGUUUGAAUUUGUUAAUGAAAACGUAUGUGCUUCGUCGAGAGAAGAACUUCAUCUCGCAAUUAUCCGGCAAACCUCUGGUGGAGCUCCCUCCAAAACACUGCGAAGAUCAUAUGAUUGAAUUCGAAGAAGGCGAACGCAUAGCUUACGAUAUUAUGUUCCAAGCAUCCAGGCAGCGCGUUCAACAGAUGUUAACUGAGGAACAAGGAGAGGAAUUUCAGCGACGCAAACCACUAAAACCUAAAGUUGUCGAUGCGAGAAAUCCUUUCUUGGGGACAGGUUCUAAUAAUCCUGACACGAAUUUCCGGCGAAUGGGCUGCAUGUUAGUUAUGCUUUUGCGUUUACGUCAAGCCUGCAUACAUUUCCAUCUUACAAAAAAUGCCGUCGAUAUGGAAGCGUUUCAAUCCAUUGAUGUGGAAAAUCCAUUGACAGUACAGGAAGAGGCUGCACUGGCUAACAUGACGAUAGAUUCAGUUGUCGAAAAGGAAUCGUUGGAAGACGUCACAUUUAUAUUCAAACAGCGUUUUGUGAGUGCAAAGAUAAAAAUGGCGCUAGAAGUCCUAGAAUCCGUUUUAGAGGCGAAUGAGAAAUGUGUAAUCGUUUCGCAGUGGACGUCAUUCCUGACACUUCUUGAGAAACACAUUAGGAAAAGGUUCCCUGACGUGACGUGUUCCUCGAUAACCGGUGAUGUUGCCCCUGCAGAUCGUCAGAGUCGAGUUAACCUUUUCAAUUCGUCCCGAGGAGGCAUAGACGUAAUGUUAGUGUCGAUUACAGCAGGAGGUGUAGGAUUAAACCUCACUGGUGGAAAUCAUCUCAUUCUAAUGGAUUUGCACUGGAAUCCGGCAUUAGAGCUGCAAGCGAGUGAUAGGGUGCAUAGAAUGGGACAAACGAAGGAUGUUUUUAUUCAUAAGCUUAUUAUGAAAGACUCCAUAGAGGAACGUGUAUUAGCACUGCAGAAGAAGAAAAUGGAGUUGGCUGACAGCGUCCUGCGCGGAGCGGUGUCGAAGAAGGCUAUGAACUUAACCUUGGCAGAUUUGCGUUUCCUUUUCAAUUUGGACGGAUCUUCGGAGAGCAAAUGA